CGCGAGUUUUGCUUUUUUUUUUUGGUGUUUUCUUCCCCCUUUUCCAUCAUUUCGAGUUGUUGAUUUGUGGAGAAGGGGUGCACUAUCUUCUGCUUGAAGAUUUUUAUGUCCUGCGUGUGUGGACUAAAUGUUGUUUAGAAAUUACUCAUUGUUUUGACCACAGCUGCUGAUUGACGCCUCCCCCUUGGGCAUCUCUUAAUUUCUUAUGAUGUGUUUGUAAAUAGAUGGGACCUUUGAAAGUUUCUGUUGCCUCAGAAUUUCAUGACAGAAAAUAGAUUUGAUGCUUUGGGAAAUGUUGAUGUGUUAGCAGCUGAGUGGAUUGUUUAUAAUUCUUCGGUGACUGGCAAGAAACUGGUGAGCAGAAGCCAUUCCUAUGGUGGUUUCUGGGAUUAUAAACCCUUGAAAAGAAAAGUUAAUAUUCCAUUAUCUUUUGUGUCCAGGCGUUUUAGAUGUAAUCUUGUUGACCACAAUAGACUUGAAAAACUCAUAGUUUCUGGACUGGGUGGAGUUCAUGGUAGUAAAUCAGAGACUGAAUUAAUUGAGGAGCCCCAGUUAGGUGAUCAUUUUAAUUUGUUGAGUCCUAGCUUAACUUCAAAGAAUCCAAUUCUUAAAUCUGUAGAUAUCAAAACUAAAGCUACUAUGAACAAUGCUGGAAAAGCACAGAGGAGAAAUAUGUGGAAUCGGAUCAUUGGCAUGUAAAAGGCGACGACAAAGAAAAAUUCCCAAGUCCUGUUUCAUUGACAAAUGAGCAGGCAAUCAAUAGUGCAAAAGAAGAUUGCAAAUUAGCUGCUGUUCUAUCUGCUAUUGGGCCUGUAUCUACAACAAAUGAUUGCAUGCAUGUCCUAAAACUGCUAGAAAAGAGAAGUGAUGAGAUGUUGAUGAACUUCAUCAAAUGGAUGAGGACAAAUGGGAAGUUCAAACAAACUAUGUCAGCUUAUAAUUUUGCCAUCCAAGUAUUAGCUAGGAGAGAGGUCUGGGAACAUGCUAAUUCAAGAGAUGGUUUCUGAUUCAGAUUGUCAGCUGCACUCUCAAGUAUUUAGCCCUUUAAUACAAGUGUGCGCUAAAGGAGGGCUUGUUGAUUAGGGAGCAAAGUGGUUCCACAUGAUGUUAGAAAAAGAGGUGAGACCCAACACUGCCACCAUUGGCAUGCUUAUGGGUCUUUACCAGAGAAAGGGCAAUCUUUCAGAAGCCAAGUUUACCUUCAGCCACAUGUGGACCUGCAAAAUUCACUGUCACUGCCUACUCAUCAAUGAUCACGAUGUACACACGCAUAGGUAUGUAUGGCAAGUCUGAGGAAAUUAUCCACUUAUGGGUGAAGAUGAACUGGUUCCAGAUUUGGAGGGUUGGUUUGUCUUAAUACCUACAGUCAGAAGGUAAGCUGAAGGAGGCUGUGUCUGAGUUGACAUUUUGAUGCAAGAAGCUGGAUACUCCCCCAAUAUUGUUGCAUACAAUAUUUUGAUCACAGGGCAUGGGAAGCAAACUGAUGUCAAGGCUACAGAACUUGUAUUUUAGAGGUUCCAACUCAUAAGCUUGGAGCCGGAUGAAACAACAUAUAGGUCCAUGAUUGAAGGUUUCGGUAGAGCUGACUAGUAUAAAGAGGCUAGCCACUUUUAUGUGGAACCCAAGAGAUCAGGAUUUAAACCUAACUCUUCAAACUUCUACAUGAUGGUCAACUUGCUUGCCAGGUGUGGGGAUAACAGUGAUAUUGUUCAAACACUGAAAGAUAUGAGGGCGGCUGGCUGCCAAUAUUUGUCAAUGUUGAGUAGCCUUCUGCAGGCAUAUGAGAGGGUUGGCAGAUUAGAUGAAGUUUUUCAAAUUUUAAAAGCUUUUUUUAUGAUGAAAUUUUAGUGGAUCAGACAUCAACUUCUAUGUUAGUCAUGUCCUAUGUACAAAAUUCCCUCGUGGAUGAUACUUUCCAGAUUUUGCAGGAAAAAAGGUGGAAAGAUUCAAAUUAUGAAGACAGCUUGUACCAUUUGCUAAUAUGUUCUUGCAAGGAGGCCAGUCGUUAUGAGGAUGCUAUUAGGACUUAUAAUAAGAUGCCACAGUCUGACAUUUACCCAAAUCUGCACAUCACAUCUUCAAUGAUUGAUGUAUUCAGUAUCCUGAACAGAUUCACUGAAGCAGAGGAUCUUUACUUGAAGUUGAUUCAUUGUGGAGAUGCUGCUAACACGAUAACUUUCAAUGUGAUGCUCGAUAUCUAUGGUAAAGCAGGGUUCCUUAUCAAGGCCAGGAAAGUAUUCUGGAUGGCUCACAAACAGUAUUUAGCUGAUAUUAUUUCCUACAAUACCAUAAUAUCAGUCCACGGCAAAAACAAGGAUUUUAAGCUGAUGAGAUAUUUUGUUCAAAGAAUGAGAAAUGCUGAUUAUUCUUCCUUCCUUGAAGCAUACAAUUCUAUGUUGGAUGCAUAUGGAAAAGAAGGUCUGCUUGAGAAGUUCAAUGAAGUGCUGCAGGAGAUGAAACAGACCAGUUGUACUUCCAAUCACUACACAUACAACAUUUUGAUUAAUAUAUACGGAAAGAAGGGUUGGAUUGAGGAAGUUGCUGAUGUGCUCAGUGAGCUGAAACAAUGUGGAUUAGAACCUGAUUUAUAUAGCUACGACAGUUUAAUCAAGGCUUAUGGAAUUGCUGGAAUGGUUGAAGAGGUUGUCAAUGUAGUACUGGAAAUGCGAACGAAAGGAAUUGAUCCUGAUCGUGUGGCUUACUCUAACCUCGUGGUCGCUCUCCGACAAAAUGAAAAUUCUCUAGAAGCUGUCAAGUGGUCACUUUGGAUGAAGCAAAUUGGAAUGUCAAAGUAAAAGUCU
This is a messenger RNA of Dioscorea cayenensis subsp. rotundata (Guinea yam), 2801 nucleotides long. Its product is annotated as pentatricopeptide repeat-containing protein At4g30825, chloroplastic-like. The record is from RefSeq and is a predicted model, not a curated record. Gene Ontology annotation, molecular function: protein binding. The coding region runs from base 1869 to 2795 and encodes 308 amino acids. NCBI's taxonomy places the organism in Eukaryota, Viridiplantae, Streptophyta, Magnoliopsida, Dioscoreales, Dioscoreaceae. The transcript has 2 exons.